Messenger RNA from Gambusia affinis (western mosquitofish), 1990 nucleotides. It is a transcript of the gene mcl1b, whose product is annotated as MCL1 apoptosis regulator, BCL2 family member b. Bases 613 to 1443 code for a protein of 276 amino acids. The transcript has 3 exons. Gene Ontology annotation, biological process: positive regulation of apoptotic process; extrinsic apoptotic signaling pathway in absence of ligand; mitochondrial fusion. Gene Ontology annotation, molecular function: protein homodimerization activity; channel activity; protein heterodimerization activity. Gene Ontology annotation, cellular component: mitochondrial outer membrane. Lineage: Eukaryota; Metazoa; Chordata; Actinopteri; Cyprinodontiformes; Poeciliidae. The record is from RefSeq and is a predicted model, not a curated record.
CGGUGAAUUCCAGUGAAUUCCAGUUACUUCCAUAAGUGAAUGGAAAGCGCUUCCAGAAACUGACGCAAAUAAAAUACAGUACGGAAAAUUCCAGAUAUUUGCAGAAGUAUAUGGAAAGCAUAUCCAGAAACUAAAACGAAACUAUAUAGAAAUGAGAUAAUUUACUUUUUUUAUAUUAAAAAACAUAGGCUACUUUUUGAUUGUAUUGAGUUUUACUUGAUUGUAUAGAUUUUCGUUGAGAAGAUUGAAACUGCUAAUAUCAGUCAAAACACAGCUGAGUUUUAAGUGAAUAUCAGGUUUCAUGAAAUAUCUCUCAACUUCAAAUUAUUAGUUUGUGAGCACAAACUCGGGAGUAAAGCAAAUUGUUUUUUGUUUGGUUUUGUUUAGUUGGGUACUUCCGGUGGGGGGCGGUGCAUGUCAAUUACGUCAAAAAGGAGGUGGGGCACAAAAGGAGGGUUAUAUCUAUUGGUUCCAUUUCCUUGCGCUUUUUGUCGAGGACCUGAAUCGGGCAGAAUGAGUGGAAUAUAAAUUGGCUUAUUUUAUUAACUACCUAACCUUUUCUAUUAGCUGAAUCUUUUUUGUUGAUCAGUUAAUCUCAAUUCAAAGGAAAAUAUGACAACUAAUUCGACAAGCGCGUUAAACUAUCUAAUUUUUUCUCAAAAUGGAGUCGGUGGACAAACGCACUACGACCAGGGACUCGUUGUGCCUGAAGUCGCAAUGGGCUCCACUGUAGAAUCUCUUCAUUCGCCUAAGGAUCCCUUCAAAAAACGCCCGACGAAUCUCGGAGUGACUGCAUCGAAUGGAUAUGUUGCGAAAAGCCUUCAGGGGAGCAGCGACGACAGCGACGAAGGCUCUCUACCAUGCACCCCUGCGCAGCACCCAGACAGUGAAACCGACGCGCCUGCAGUAGGUGCGAGCAACCGAGCGCUGGAUAACGACACAAUGGAGCUUAUUAGCAGUUUUCUAAGUGACUUUACAGGACUUUCAAAGUGUCGGUGGAAUCAAAAUAAAGCUCUACAUACGAUGAAAAGGGUGGUGGAGGACCUUUUGACAAAGCACAGUUGCGCAUACAACGGUAUGGUCAAUAGGCUUGCUCUGGAUAACAAGCCGGAAGAUAUGGGGUUUGUUACGGAAAUCGCAGAGAAUCUCUUUUCAGACGGGAUCACCAACUGGGGUCGGAUCGCCAGCCUGGUGGCGUUCGGGGCUGCAUUGUGUCAGCGCCUGAAGGAGAGGGGCAAAGAGCACUGCGUGGAGUUGGUGAGCCAGAAAAUAUCCACGUAUCUCCUGGCAAACCAGCGGGAUUGGCUAGCAAAAAACAACUCAUGGGAGGGCUUUGUGGAGUUUUUCAGAGUGUCAGACCCCGAGUCUACAGUGAGGAACACGCUGAUGGCGUUUGUUGGAGUCGCUGGUAUUGGGGCAACAUUAGCCUUUCUUAUUAGGUGAAUUUGUUGGACGCUGAGACCUUAAGGGACUUUCCUGUCUCCACUUUCUGUUUUGGAUUCUAAAAUGGAAGUUUAAUUUUGAAUAUCUUUCACCAUUUGAGGAUUCAUGUUUUUGUUUCUAAAUACGUUUUUGCCAUCAGUUGUAUUUGUUUUGCAAGGAAACUUAUUUAAAUAUGAAUAAAUUUAUUUUUCUAAUGAAAAUAUAUUGUAUGUAAAAUCAAUGAUUAUGCUACUGUUUAGCUCAUUUUUAAUUUAAAUCUUUUUUGGGGGGUCAGGGUGGGGCAAUCUGUUUACAACUAGAAUUAAACAUUUUUAAUGAAGCCACAGGCCAAACCAGUAGAAACUAGCCAUUUAUCCAUAACAUUUUGCAGGCAUGACACCCAUUCCUUGAAAACUUUGGUGAGCAUUUGGAAAGUAUCUGAAUAUUUCACAAACGUUGGGGGUAGAGGGAUUGAUUUGCACAUAGUAUGUCAUUGUUCAAAUUACUCUGUCUGGAGACACCAAUGGCUACAUUCAGAUUUAAGCUCAAUAAAACAAAUUAAACUGUU